UUACGUGUUUAUUUACGAAAGUUUCGGACACUUUCGGCACCUCGAGCCAUUCGGCCUUCAGUCGCCGCGUAUAGUUUCGGUCUGUUAAACGAAAACUCGGAAAACGACGUUUUGGCCGCUUUAGGCUCGUGCAAUCCGGUCUCGGUCGCCGAGGUUCGGUCAAUUCGGUCCGUUAACCUUCUGAGAUACCAGACACAAUACAGGUGUUAGUGGCUUCGUAACGAAAACUUUGAGAGAUGAUUCUAACCAUGAUUCUGAGUUGAUAUCGAGAUUCGCGUUCCGGCAAACAAGAAGUUAAAUGAAAACUCGGAAACUAGAAGAGAAUCAACUGAAAUAUAAAGUUUUGUCCGUGGUUGUGGUCUUCGCUUUUUGGGUGGAAGUGAGAGAUUAUUGGACGAGGACUGUCUGUGAAACCCUUUUUCAGGCGCCAGUAGACUUCUCAAAGAAGCCCAUAGUGUGGGUACUCGGAGGCCCGGGUUCCGGCAAGGGCACGCAAUGCGAGAAGAUCAUCGCCAAGUACGGGUUCACGCACCUGUCCUCUGGGGACCUGCUCCGAGCAGAGGUCAAGAGUGGCUCCGACAGGGCCAAGGCUCUCACCGCUGUUAUGGAGCGGGGUGAGCUGGUCUCGAACGAGGUGGUGCUGCAGUUGCUGAAGGAAGCCAUCGAGGCCAAGGCGGAGUCCUCCAACGGGUUCCUCAUCGACGGGUACCCGCGCGAGGAGUCGCAGGGCGUCGCCUUCGAGAACACCAUCGCGCCUGUCUCUGUGAUCCUAUACUUCGAGGCGUCUUGCGAGACGCUCACCAAGCGGCUGCUGGGGCGCGCAGCCAGUUCUGGCCGCGCUGAUGACAACGAGGACACCAUCAAACUUCGGCUCAAGACCUUCCUCGAGAACAACGACAAAGUGCUUGCGCAAUACCCCACCAAGCUCGUCAGGAUAAACGCUGAAAGGUCCGUGGAUGAGAUCUUUGCGGACGUGGAGAAAGCGCUAGACGCUAUAGUGAAACAAUAAGCAACAACUAGCAACGACUAGCAACUAUUAGCAACUAAUUAGGUACAUAAGUGAUGCCUGUACAUAAUACGUCAUUAUUGAUUAAUUUUAAUUGUUGAUUAAAUAUGUUUUUAUUCUGUUAA
Messenger RNA from Pectinophora gossypiella (pink bollworm), 1131 nucleotides. Its product is annotated as adenylate kinase isoenzyme 1-like. Lineage: Eukaryota; Metazoa; Arthropoda; Insecta; Lepidoptera; Gelechiidae. Gene Ontology annotation, cellular component: cytosol; cytoplasm. The record is from RefSeq and is a predicted model, not a curated record. Gene Ontology annotation, molecular function: ATP binding; AMP kinase activity. The transcript has 6 exons. Bases 299 to 1009 code for a protein of 236 amino acids. Gene Ontology annotation, biological process: nucleoside triphosphate biosynthetic process.